Messenger RNA from Dreissena polymorpha, 1892 nucleotides. RefSeq names its product leucine-rich repeat-containing protein 74B-like. Gene Ontology annotation, molecular function: protein binding; calcium ion binding. The transcript is spliced from 11 exons. Lineage: Eukaryota; Metazoa; Mollusca; Bivalvia; Myida; Dreissenidae. Bases 238 to 1671 code for a protein of 477 amino acids. The record is from RefSeq and is a predicted model, not a curated record.
AUGGGUUAAGGUUUUGAAAUAUAAAUAACGAUAAAGUCGGGUUAUAUAGAUUAUCAGUUUGAAUAGGAUGGUGACUAUAGAAAAUAUAUCGUAUUAAUUUCAAAUAUAAUUUAUCAAUAUACUGCAGUGUAAAUAUGAAUUAAUAAUAUUUUGGCUUGAAGGUAAUUAUUGCAUUUUUUCACUCUGUUUCAUGUCGACAAUGAACGCUUGCGCCAAGUAGUUACACCGGAAGAGUACAUGCGCCAAUCUUACAGUCGUAUUUGUGGCCUCGAACACAUCACACCAUGUGGUAGUUUUCAACGUCAAAUCUCCGAUACCGUUGCGGACAUAUCCAACAGCAUGUUAGGACCGCUAGACAUCAAGUGUAUCUGCGUAGCGUUGAGCAAUAACGUUUGCAUUAAGGAGUUAGAUCUAUCCGGCAACGACCUGAGCGAUAAAGGCGCCGUGUACCUGGCAGAGGCCCUCCAUGAAAACUACACUAUUGACGACCUGAGUGUUUCCGAGUGCAGUAUAAGUCUGGACGGAUUAAGAGACCUUUGCAGUAUUCUCCUCGAAAUGAAGCCAAUGAAACGAAUCGACAUGUCGAAAAACAAUUUUGGGACGCAGCAUGUUUUGCUUCUUGCAGAAGUCAUAAAGAAAAACGACUAUAUCGAAGAAUUAGUUCUUUCCGGCAAUGCUAUCGACAACAUAGGAGGAACACACAUUGGAAAGGCAUUAAUGAGUAAUGUUGGAAUCAAGACUUUGGAUCUCAGUUGGAACCACAUCCGCUUACAGGGUGCCGUCAGCGUGUGCUCUGCACUACGGUUUAACCAGACCCUCGAAGACCUCGACCUUUCCUGGAACGGUCUCGGCGAGGAAGGAUGCAAGGCACUGGGCGCGGCGCUUCCGUUAAACCACACCCUGAGGCAGCUUGACAUCUCCAGUAACCGCGUCAGUUUCCAGGCUCUUAUGGGCCUUUUACCUGGUUUACUCAGGAACGACUCACUGAAAUUAAUUCGAAUAAAUUCCAACCCGAUGACGACAGAUGGAGCUAUUGCUAUAUUGAAGUAUCUAAUUAAAUCCGACACAUCACAACUCAAAGACAUUCACAUGAGUGAUAUCCCAAUAAACUCCGAGUUUCUAGACGCCCUAAAUGAGCUACAGAAGAUCAGAGAUAUCAAGGUGUAUCACCGCUACCUUAACAAUAAGAAAAUCACACCGAUUAUACGGGAGAGGACGCUACACGACCACGACCCAGCGAUGGUGUUGUUUGAGUACAUGAAACAGGAGAAUAUAAGGCUGAUAGAUCUCUUUAGGACGUUUGACACUGACUUCAGUCAAGCUUUGACCAAGGAUGAGCUCAGGGACGGCUUCAUUAAAAUCAAUAUGCCUCUGAGCGAUGAAGCGCUGGACACGUUGUUUGACAGAUUCGAUAUUGACCAAAACUCACAAAUAGAAUACAGCGAGGUGAGGUCAAACUAUCGCAAAACGAUCUCCAAGAUGAAAUACAUGACAUCGGUGAGGCACUCUGACAGCGAGAACUGCUUCCAGAAACAGCUUCAGAAUCUUGUAAAGAAAGCUCUUGCAGAAAAACGGACCACCUAUGUGUUGAAUGCCAAGAAGAAACUCCAGAGACGAAUAUCUUUGACGGCGAUAUUUAAGAGCGCAAAUCCGAACAUUUCUUUCAGUUAAAUGGUUGCGCUAUUUGAUAUAAAUGUAAUUUUUUAAGGUUCAAUAUGAUUAACAUUUGGUAGCCGUUGUUAACGUCAAAAUAAUCAAAACUAAAGAACCUCUAAACGUAUGAACUACUAUCAUUUUAUUGCUUACAAUAUCUAAAGAAUUAUUAUAAAGUUGAAAAGACAUACACAACUGUUUACAUGAACAUGUUAAUCGACAUGUUUAAUCACAAAUAC